Molecule: messenger RNA, 303 nt
Organism: Diorhabda carinulata
Lineage: Eukaryota; Metazoa; Arthropoda; Insecta; Coleoptera; Chrysomelidae
Exons: 1
Coding region: 1-303 (100 amino acids)
Source: RefSeq, a predicted model, not a curated record
AUGGCAUACCCAAUAGAAACCAGAGAGGAAACCAACAAAACGAAAAGCAUGCUUCUGGUAGCCGAAAUAAUGACGCCCAAGACUAUAGUGGGAAAAACAAGAGUAGAUCGAAUCAGGAAAACAGACUUCUGGGAACAAUGUGGGGUGCAAGGCAUCGUAAGAUGGGGGAGACAAAGAAAAAGAUACUGGUACGCCCACAUGAGAAGAAUGGAAGAGAGUAGACUGUCCCGCAUCGUACUUGAAGGGAAACCAAUAGGAAAAAGAGAACCCGGACGACCACCUAAGAGAUGGAUGGACAGUUAG